This is a messenger RNA of Pneumocystis jirovecii RU7, 1056 nucleotides long. RefSeq lists its product as uncharacterized. The transcript is spliced from 5 exons. The record is from RefSeq and is a predicted model, not a curated record. The coding region runs from base 1 to 1056 and encodes 351 amino acids. NCBI's taxonomy places the organism in Eukaryota, Fungi, Ascomycota, Pneumocystomycetes, Pneumocystales, Pneumocystaceae.
AUGGAUAGAAAAAACACUAACAAGAGAAAACGAGAAUCAAGUGAGACAAGCGUUUUAAAGUUGAAAAAAGACAAGAUACCAGCAAAUCCGCUUAAUAAUACGGCUUACCCUUUUUCUACGGGUCCAAGGAAAUACACAGUUUCUGUUGCUCUUCCAGGGAGCAUUAUUGCGAAUGCACAGGGGUUGGAGCUGAAAACAUUUCUUGCUGGACAAAUUGCUAGAGCACUGGCUAUUUUUUGUAUAGAUGAAAUUGUAGUUUUUGAUGACUCUGGAAUACCGAAAGAACAGAGUGUUUUUGAAAAACACAGUGGAGUAAGCGACCCAAACACUUUUCUUGUCCACCUGCUGCGGUACAUGGAGACGCCACAAUAUUUGAGAAAAAUAUUAUUCCCGAUACAUAGAGACCUUCGGUUUGCCGGGCUUUUGAAUCCCCUGGACUGCCCCCACCACUUGCGCAUUGAUGAAGGUUUUCCUUACAGAGAGGGCGUUACACUGGAUCCCACACAGCAUCCCAAGGUCCCCAAGCAUUCUACGUUGGUGGAGGCGGGUCUAAGGCGGAAAGUUCUUGUUUCACAAAAAAUCAAACCAGGUGUACGAGUAACGCUUUCCAUGAGCGAGACAAGUAUUCAUAAAAACCAAUAUAUCAAGGCAGAAGUCGUCAGCCCCUCUGCGCCACGGGAAACGAUGGGGUACUACUGGGGUUAUAAUGUCCGUUUUGCACCCUCUUUAUCGGCUGUGUUAACAGAGGCUCCAUACGGUAAUGGCUAUGACCUGACCAUUGGGACAUCGGAAAGAGGCACUGCUUUUGAUGAUGUCAAAGACCAUCUUCCGGCUUUCGACCAUAUUCUUAUUGUCCUGGGAGGACUAGGUGGCCUGGAAGCAGCGGUUGACGCUGACCAGGAUCUCGAGGCCGGAGGCGAUUCUGCAAGUACGCUCUUUGAUGCAUGGGUCAAUGUAUGUCCUGCACAGGGAAGCAGGACCAUCCGCACGGAGGAGGCACUGCUCAUCACACUUGCCCAGAUGAAGCCUGUCGUCAUGGCCAAGGGGAGACUCUGA